AUGCAACAGAGAGCCCUGAACAUGAGGAGGAGCCGACACCGCGCCAACAUGGGACUUCUCGAGCUUUUCAGAUGGCUUGUAUUCACCGUGGCGGUGCCCGCCUGGCUGCUUGCUGCUCCGAGCGCCAUCCGAGAGCGUCCCUGCCCACAGAGCUGUAGAUGUGAUGGGAAAAUAAUAUACUGUGAAUCCAACGCCUUCCGCGACGUGCCAAGCAACGUGUCUGUAAGCACACAGGGCCUCUCCCUGCGCUACAACAGCCUGGCCAACCUCAGAGCCCACCAGUUUGCAGGCCUGAGUCAACUGGUUUGGCUCUACCUCGACCACAAUUACAUUAAUGCUGUGGAUGGCCAGGCUUUCCACGGGAUACGCAGGCUCAAAGAACUGAUUCUCAGCUCGAAUAAGAUCACGCAGCUGAAGAACAACACUUUUCACGACGUCCCGAAUUUACGCAAUCUUGACCUUUCCUACAAUAAACUGCAGGUUCUCCAGCCCAAUCAGUUCGUGGGUCUACGAAAGCUCCUCAGUUUGCACUUGAGGUCAAACUCCUUAAAAACUGUCCCGAUGCGAGUUUUUCUUGACUGCCGCAACUUGGAGUUUCUUGAUAUUGGCUACAACAGGCUCCGGAGCCUCACACGUAAUGCCUUCGCAGGACUCCUUAAGCUCAUCGAGCUUCAUCUGGAGCACAACCAGUUCUCAAAGAUAAACUUUGCUCAUUUCCCCCGCCUGACUAACCUGAGGGCGCUCUAUUUGCAGUGGAACCGUAUCAAACUGCUGACCCAGGGCCUGCCGUGGAUGUGGACUUCCUUGCAAAAGCUUGACCUCUCAGGAAAUGAGCUCCAGGUGUUGGACCCGAGCACAUUUCAGUGCCUCCCUAAUCUGCAGACUCUUAACCUGGACUCCAACAAACUCAGCAACGUAUCCCAGCAGACGGCGGAGGCUUGGAUCUCCCUCACCACCAUCAGUCUGGCUGGUAAUUUGUGGUACUGUAACCCCAACAUAUGUCCUCUGGUGGCCUGGCUCCAGGCCUUUAAGGGCAACAAGGAGUCCACUAUGAUCUGUGCGGGCCCUAAGGAGGCACAAGGAGAGAAGGUGACCGACGUGGUGGAGACUUACAACAUCUGUAGAGCGACACCAACCCCCAUCCCCUCAACGACAUCGCCCCUCACUUCUGCAUUUCAACCCGAGCUGCCGCCUCUCCCCACGCGGUCUGUGGGGGAUAAGAAGCCGAUCUGGAACGGGACAGCCUCCCCUGCUCCCUCCGAGGCCUCCCCCACCGUCCCUCUGCCAGACACUGAGUACGUGUCCUUCCACAAGAUCAUAGCCGGAAGCGUGGCCCUCCUCUUAUCUGUGGCUAUAAUUCUGCUGGUUAUCUACGUCUCAUGGAAGCGCUAUCCCAGCAGCAUCAAACAGCUUCAGCAGCGCUCGGCGGUUAAAAAGCGGCAGAAAAAGGCUCGGGAGACCGAGCGCUCCCUUAAUUCGCCGCUGCAAGAGUACUAUGUGGACUACAAGCCCUCACACUCAGAGACUAUGGAUGUGCUGGUUAAUGGGACAGGACCUUACACAUACACCAUCUCAGGCUCCAGGGAAUGCGAGGUUCCACGGCAGCUGAGCGCUCUGACGUUGUACAGGUGUGAGCAGUCGGUUGUGGAUUACUGCCACGCCCACCUGUCACUGCACCUCAACAUGGGCGUGGAGCCCCCGACUCGGGCGCUGGGAGGUCCGAGGCCAGCCAAGUACCGCCCGGGCCUAAUGGCUGCCCUCCCCUCUGAGCCUGUGCUGCCUUGCCCCCAGACCCACUCCCUCCACCAGUGA
Molecule: messenger RNA, 1812 nt
Organism: Chelmon rostratus (copperband butterflyfish)
Lineage: Eukaryota; Metazoa; Chordata; Actinopteri; Chaetodontiformes; Chaetodontidae
Product: leucine-rich repeat transmembrane neuronal protein 4
Exons: 3
Coding region: 1-1812 (603 amino acids)
Molecular function (GO): protein binding
Source: RefSeq, a predicted model, not a curated record